Messenger RNA from Staurois parvus, 490 nucleotides. NCBI's taxonomy places the organism in Eukaryota, Metazoa, Chordata, Amphibia, Anura, Ranidae. The record is from the annotation of a GenBank genome assembly.
GACUGCGGACACAGUGCAGGAGAUGACCAGAGACUGUGGAUACAGUGCAGGAGAUGACCAGAGACUGCGGACACAGUGCAGGAGAUGACCAGAGACUGCGGACACAGUGCAGGGAAUGACCAGAGACUGCAGACAGUGCAGGGAAUGACCAGAGACUGCGGACACAGUGCAGGGAAUGACCAGAGACUGCAGACAACAGUGCAGGGAAUGACCAGAGACUGCGGACAGUGCAGGAAUGACCAGAGACUGCAGGACAGUGCAGGGAAUGACCAGAGACUGCAGACAGUGCAGGGAAUGACCUGAGACUGCAGACAACAGUGCAGGGAAUGACCAGAGACUGCAGACAGUGCAGGGAAUGACCAGAGACUGCAGACAGUGCAGGGAAUGACCAGAGACUGCUGACAGUGCAGGGAAUGACCAGAGACUGCAGACAGUGCAGGGAAUGAUCAGAGACUGCAGACAGUGCAGGGAAUGACCAGAGACUGCUGAC